ACUUGUCUUGUUCGAUGUUCUUAUUGAAUAUCGCUUCUCCGGUGGAACAACGGCGUAAGUGAAAAUGUAAUUGUUCUUCAGAAAACGUAAUUGUUCCCUUGGACAUGUGAUUAAAAACCGGUAUUUUCAACAAUGACGAAACUGUUCUCUAGCGGUCAAUAACAGGUAUUAUACUUAUGUCAUUGUUCCAUUCGAUAAAAUGAAAUGUUAUUGUACUGUUGUCGUACUUAUGUCUAAAAGUCAAAAAUUUGCACUUAUGUCGUUGUUCCACCGGAGAAGCGAUAUGUUAUUUACUUAUUUUGUAAUAAAAAUUGAAAUAUAGAUAAGGGUUAUCUUAGAGUUUUUCUUAUUAUCACGAUUUGAUAGCGAGGACCGCUAUCUUGGUAGGUCUGAGCCAAAUUUUUUAUACGAUUUUUUCGUUGAAAGUACGAUCAUUUUGAAACUCCUAUACGACCAUCUCCUUUUGAAAUACUGGCAACACUAAUGUACUGAAACAGUUCAGAAUAGUUCAAAUGAAUUAUUCGUUCACGAACUUAACAUCUUUACCGACGACUAUAACUGACGUUAAUCUAUGUACACUCGUUCAAUCGUUUUCAGUAAAUACUUAUCUAUGUGUUUUCAGACCGUUGCAGAAUUAGGACCUCUGUAGUCUGGACCCUAGUUUGUCUUCCGUCUAGUGAUAAUCAAGAUAUUGCUUGGUGUCUGAGGUCAAUAGUAGUUGAAAAAUGGCAGAAUGUAUAGAUAGUCUAUCAAACACAAUGGCCUCCUUGUCUGCUAGCAAUGGUAAUACAGAUGUUGGAAAACAUUCGAAAGAACAUGAAUUGGAUAAUAACGUACGGGCUAAGCUACUCCAAAUUGAAAAUUUGUAUGAGAGCAUCUUUUCUUGGGAAGUUAAAAAACUAACUGGUACUAAUCAAAAUCUUAUGUUGAAUCUCAUUGAUAAGAUUCAGGAUAAAUGCAAAAUGAUUGUAGACAAAGAAAAUGUAUUCAAUUCAAAAAGAUUCUAUUUACAACUAAUCAUUUGUUAUGAAUUAUACUUAAAUAAAAGUUAUGAGGAAUCACUGUUGGAAAUCGAGAAUGUUGUUAAAUAUUUGGAGACAUGUAUAUUUGAUGAGUCAAAUGAACAGUAUUCAGAUGCUUACAAUCAUAUAGCUCGGGCUACCAAUGCUUAUAUUGCUAUUACAUUGAAUCAAGAAUCUGAUAAGAUAGUAAAAAAUAUAAAAUUAAUGAAUAAUUUAAAUCGUGCUGAGAAGGCUGCAAUAUGUGCAGUUAAAGCAAAAGUAUUUAUGGAAUAUGCACCAAAGGGAAAUGAAAUUGCUUUAAAAUUUUCUGAGCAAGCACGCAACCUUCAUUCUACAGAACCUGAGUGGAUAAUCAUUUGGUUAAAAGCAAAAGGUCGAGUUAGACGGUAUAAUGAUUCCUUAAAUAAAAUGCCCGAAAAAGAUGAAAUGGAUGCUGCAGAAAUUUUAUUUACAUCAAAAACAAAUUGUCAGCAUUUAAUUUAUGCUUCUAAAAUUUUCACGGAAGUAGCAUUUCAUAAUAAAUUAAACAAAAAAUUUAAUGAAUCUAAUAAAUAUUAUAAGCUUUCAUCAGAUAUUUUAGAAAAAAUAAUUGAGCUAACCAAUGAUAACAUAGAAGUACUUGAGUCUUGUUUACAAAUAUAUGUUAAUAUUCCAAAACAGUUCCAUUCAAAAACUGUAAUUGAUCAGAUUAUUCAAAAACUUACCCAUGUUCAAAAUGGCCAAGUGGAUUUUAUUUUAGGAAAGUAUUAUUUAAAAUAUGAAAAGGAUUAUGAAAAAGCCAAAAUAUUUUUGUCACGCGGAAUGGCUGCUGGUAAUUUUGGAAGUGCAUUGCAGUUAUUAAAAGUUGAUUGCUUAUUGCAACCUGUCAAUGAAUUUCCAAUUGUGAAAACAUUAAAUAUGAUUUAUAAUGUUUUUCCUAGUCCACAAAGAAGGCUUAUUGUUUUAUCACAAAUAUUAAUUUAUUAUUAUUAUAAAAAUAACCCAAAAGAAUUGAUGCAUUAUCUAAAAUUGUAUUUGGAGCAAGACAUUGAUGAUACAUUAAAAAAAAAUUAUUUAAUAACUGCCUACCCAAUGUUUAAAAUAAAUGAAUUAUUCAAAACUAAACAAUUUCUAAAUGCUUUAUCAUUGAGAGUGAAUAAUUUAAUUAGACUUCAUGAUUGGACAAAAGAAGAAAAAGAAAUUGUCAAAGGCACACUUGAUAAUUUUAAUAUAAUGCUAAAGGUUCAAUUGUAUGAAAAUCAACAUGUUGAGGAUAAAAACAAAUAUGACAAAAAAAAUUUAUUUUAUAACAGAAGUAAAAAUUGGCAAAAACAACAAGUAUAUUUAUCUUCAAAAAAUAUCGAUAAAACUAAAAAAAAUUCUGUUUAUAAUAAAGAACCACCAGCUCAUAAAAGUACAGAAAUUAGAAAUAGCUCCAGGUCUCUUCAAUUAGGCAUAUCUGAGAAUGAUUUAAAUUCCAUUGAUCCAAAAAAGUUUGAAAAACAAUAUAGUUCCUCAGAAAACUUACAUGUUGUGUCAAUUAAGAAUGAGUCUACUUUUAAACCAAUUGAUGGUAAAGGUAAUGAUAGAUUUCGACAUAAAAAAAAAUUGACGAUGUCAAAGAAAUAAAUCAUUAACUUAAGGUGGUAAAUUGUUUCAUACCAAUUAAUUAUUUUCAACAUAUUCAAAGAUGUAAAAAUUUAAAUAGCCAAAGUGAAUAUUCAAAACAUAGAA
This is a messenger RNA of Sipha flava (yellow sugarcane aphid), 2735 nucleotides long. RefSeq lists its product as uncharacterized. The record is from RefSeq and is a predicted model, not a curated record. NCBI's taxonomy places the organism in Eukaryota, Metazoa, Arthropoda, Insecta, Hemiptera, Aphididae. The transcript is spliced from 7 exons. Bases 726 to 2630 code for a protein of 634 amino acids.